Messenger RNA from Oreochromis aureus, 2690 nucleotides. RefSeq lists its product as uncharacterized. The transcript has 2 exons. Gene Ontology annotation, molecular function: nucleic acid binding. NCBI's taxonomy places the organism in Eukaryota, Metazoa, Chordata, Actinopteri, Cichliformes, Cichlidae. Gene Ontology annotation, biological process: DNA integration. The coding region runs from base 122 to 2257 and encodes 711 amino acids. The record is from RefSeq and is a predicted model, not a curated record.
UGUAGUGCCAGUCACAGUGGGAGGAAGACAUUUAGUGAGAAACCUCUCCGUUGAACAGUAUGACUGGGACACACCAUUGCCAGCUUCAAAACAAGAACACUGGAAACUCUGGAAAGACUCUAUGAAAGACUUAGAUCAGCUCCAGAUUCCAAGACUAUAUGUUCCAGUGUCUUUGUCCACACAGACUCAGCACAGAGAGUUGUGCGUGUUUUCAGAUGCAUCAGUCAUGGCUAUAGCUGCUGUGGCUUACUUGAAAACAAUUUCUGCAACAGGAGAGAUCCAUGUGGGAUUUGUUAUGGCAAAGGCAAAGCUGGCCCCACACCCAGCGCACACCGUGCCACGUCUUGAGCUCUGUGCUGCGGUUUUGGCAGCUGAAAUGGCGGUCUUCAUCCAAGAUGAAAUGGAUAUUGACAUUCAUUCUGUGACGUACUAUACUGACAGCAAAAUAGUACUGGGUUACAUAUAUAACACCUCACGCAGGUUUUAUGUCUAUGUGUCAAACAGGAUAGCACAGAUCAGAAAGUCGUCUCGUCCAGAUCAGUGGCAUUACAUCACCACUGAAGAAAACCCGGCAGACCAUGGAACUCGGCCAACAACUGCUGCAGCUCUCAAAAGCACCAAUUGGUUCACUGGACCAUCAUUUCUAUUGGGCCCUUCACAAGGACUCCUUCCCCAGAGUGAUGACUUUGAGCUGAUACAUCCGGAGGUGGAUCCAGAAGUUCGCCCUGAAGUAACGACUUUCAGCACAAUGGUUAAAAAAAGCUCGCUUGGAGCUCAAAGGUUUCUUACAUUUUCCACUUGGAGAGCUUUGACUCGUGCAGUCUCCACACUAAUCAAAAAGGCAAGGAGUGUUGCAGAUACACAUGGUGGCAACACUGGAAAUGAAGAUGAACAAGCAGUAACAGUGAUCAUUAAGACUGCACAACAAGAUGCCUUUGGAAGGGAGUUGCAGUGUCUUGUCAAAGGGGACCGAAUCCCAAAACAAAGUCCACUGCGAAAGCUGACACCAUUUCUGGACAAAGAUGGGCUGCUAAGAGUUGGCGGCCGUAUGUCCUCAACCGAUAUGUCCUUUGAUGAUAAACAUCCUCUGGUGAUUCCCAAGACGCAUAUUGCUACGUUAUUGGUCAGAAAAUAUCAUGAACAGUCUGCACACCAAGGACGUCAUUUCACGGAGGGAGCUAUUAGAUUGGCAGGACUUUGGCUGAUUGGGGGAAAAAGACUUGUAUCUAGUGUGAUACACAAAUGUGUAACUUGCAAAAGGCUGAGAGGUAAAAUGGAGGACCAGAAGAUGUCAGACUUGCCAUCUGAAAGACUUUCACCAGAUCCACCAUUCACUCACGUAGGGUUGGAUGUUUUUGGACCUUGGAUGGUGACUGCCCGGCGAACAAGAGGAGGGCAUGCGGAAAGUAAACGAUGGGCAGUAAUGUUCACUUGUUUGACUACCAGAUCUGUGCACAUUGAGGUUAUAGAGACUAUGACCACUACAAGCUUCAUCAAUGGGCUCAGACGUUUCAUUGCCAUAAGAGGGCCGAUCAAAACAAUCAGAUCAGACCGGGGAACAAAUUUCACUGGCGCCUGUAAAGAACUCAAACUUGAUGCAUCAGAUUCUGAGGUGAGGAGUUACCUUAAAGACAACAAGUGUACUUGGAUAUUCAAUCCUCCCCACUCUUCCCACAUGGGUGGGGUGUGGGAGAGGAUGAUUGGCAUUGCUCGGCGAAUCUUAGAUGCUCUUCUUAUGAAGCUGAAUCCAUCGUACCUCACACAUGAGACACUUGUCACCCUGAUGGCAGAGGUUACCGCCAUUAUAAAUUCAAGACCAUUGGUCUCAGUGUCUUCUGACCCAGAAGCACCGGCAGUUCUCACCCCGUCAAUGUUGUUGACACAGAAAAGAGAUACAUUGACUGCUCCCUCUGGGGAUUUUGAUGUUAAUGAUCUGUCCAAGAAACACUGGAAAAGGGUCCAAGCACUCGCUGAUGCAUUUUGGAAAAGGUGGAAAACGGAGUAUCUGACCACGCUUCAAACACAGAGAAAGUGGACAACAGAGAAGCCAAAUCUUCAAGUGGGCGAUGUUGUACUGAUGAAGGAUUCACAAGUAAAAAGGACUGAGUGGCCUGUUGGACUUGUGAUUAAAGCCUUUCCUAGCCAAGAUCAUAGAGUACGUAAGGUAGAAGUGAAGGUAGUCAAGAAUGGCACUCCUAAAGUGUAUUUGCGGCCAGUGUCGGAGGUUGUUUUACUACUACAUCCAGAGAAAGGGUAGUGGUAUAGUUCAUUAUACCAGGCGGGGAGUGUGCUGCCACUGCUGGGGUGCAGUAGCUCCACCACCCCACUAGGGGGCGGAAGCGGGUUUGUGUACUCAAGUUUCGCUAGUAGAUAUAGGAAAAGUUCAUGGAGUCUGGCUAAGUUGAAACCAGCACACAAAAUAUUAGCUCUGAAGUUGGCUGUACUGGAGCAUGAGAAAUAUAUGCUUUUUUACAGUGCCUUCAUUAGGGAGACAAAUAAACCCUGCAAUGAGAACUGGAAGCCUUUGCCUCUCCUUUUGAAGAACUGUUUAUCUAUCUGCCAAACUGGGCAUCAACGUACAGGGAGGGCAGAAUAAAAUUGUUCUGUAGUUUUGGAUAAGGAUGAAUAAUUAAAGGUCAGAGUGCCGUAAGAUCCAUCAUAUGUAUUUUCACAAAACCAAACAAGUUGCA